Messenger RNA from Auanema sp. JU1783, 1275 nucleotides. NCBI's taxonomy places the organism in Eukaryota, Metazoa, Nematoda, Chromadorea, Rhabditida, Rhabditidae. The record is from the annotation of a GenBank genome assembly.
AUGGGUGCGGAACACUCUUCUGAGAUGCGCCCCAGAUCGCAUACUACCUUAUCGGGAGUCCCGGAGAGUAGGAGACCACGUCUGAGCUGCCCUGACUACAUGACUCAAUAUGAUGUCAAACAGUUGAUGAAACAGCAGGAUUUUGAUCGUCAUAACAAGGACUUAUCUUCUCAUGAUGACCAAACGGAAGAAGGCAAAUCUGCUGAUCCAUUGCAAUCCCUCCAUCAUCAAUUUUCAAAAAACCGUCCCGUGGAAGCGAAACUUUCGGUCCGAUCUAACGUCUCGGACAUCUCUGUCGACUCUGGUCUCGAAGCUGAUCAUCUGGAUGUUGCAGUGAAUGGGGAAGAUUCUCCUAUACACUCAACGAAUCAUUCAUCAACAUCAAUGGAUCGUAAUCAGAUACCAAAGAUUCUGAUCGAGAAUUCGACGCCCUUGACAACACCAACAACAACACCGACAGCCUAUACACAGGAGUUGCCAUUUCAAAGCAUUCAUCCAGAAUUUCAUCAAAAGAAGAAAAUAAGCAAUUUCUUCUUCUCAAAAAAACAUCGAAAACACAACGUUGAGGAACGUGCCCGUUCGAAAUCUCUCGGAUCUUACACACUUAGCAGCGAAAAACCAGGCCCUUUGUUUGGUUCUUCAUUGCUUAAUCGAGAAUGGGAGUUGGUUACUGUAUCAGAAUUAUGUCGAAGACUAUCUCUGGAUGGCAAAGAUUUAGAAUUGCCAAUUCCGGAAGGAUCGGAUAAAUCUCAAAUUCUGGACGAGCUCAUGAUUAGACAGAUUGUGGAAACACUUCCUCCUCGAGCAAUGGGAUAUCCUUGGGUGAACAUUUACAGCUCUGAAAAACAUGGCUUCUCAUUGGCUACUCUCUACAGAAAAAUGGUUGAAUUCGAUGAGGACCUUUCACCUGUUCUUCUUAUCAUUCGAGACACUGACGAUCACAUCUUCGGAGCCAUUGUGUCUGGCGCUAUUCGUCCUUCUGAUCAUUUCGUUGGUACUGGAGACUCUUGUCAACUAUGGCGGUUCACCGGCCAAGCUCCUAACACCAGAGAUUUACGGCCAUAUCAAUGGACUGGUGAGAACCAGUUCUUUGUGAAUGCCAACAAAGAUUACCUGGCUAUCGGAGCAGGCAGUGGACAUUAUGGUCUUUGGCUUGAUGCUGAUUUGAAUCAUGGACGUUCUCAACGAUGUGAUACUUUCGACAAUGAGCUUCUCGCAGGAGACAAAGAAGAUUUUAUCGUCCAAUAUGUUGAAGCCUUCGGUUUCAGGAUGUAA